GCCAGCAGUGUUAUCACUGAGCAUACGAAGCUUCCCUGCAUAUUACCCAUCUUCUGCUUACAUCUCCGCGGAGCACAAGAGUGCCUGCUGUCCCAGUAACCGCCCCGCUGUGGUUUCCCUUGCAGCCCCCUCAGUUCCCCAAAAUCUCUCUGCGGUGGCAGAGGGGAACAGCACAGUGCUCAUCUCCUGGGGCAGCACCCCUGGGCAGCAGGACGACUGCCAGCUGUGGCUGCGGGACCCCCGGAACGGCUCAGUGCCACGGCGGCACACACUCACCAAGGGGCAAUUCCAGCUCCUCCUGCACGGGCUGACCCCAGGCAGGAACUACUCCGUGUCCCUGAGCUGCGUGGCCGGGCCCUAUUGGAGCAGCACCAAGCCCUUGGCAGUGGCUGUGGAGCCAAAUCCAGUGGAGGAUGUGCAGUGCCUACCGGAGUCAAGGAGCCUUUUUGUGAACUGGAGCGGCUCUCCUGGAGACGUGGAGGCUUACGAGGUGGUGACAGAGGGGCUCUCGGACAGCCCUCCCACCCCCAAGAACUCUGUGAGCGUUCUCAUGAGCCAGGCCAGCCUGGAGGGGCUGCAGCCGAACUCUUCGUACCGAAUCGCUGUGAGCGCUGUGGGCAUCAAUGCCAUGAGGAGCCCGGCUGUCACUCUGCUCUGCAACACAACAGCAGAGGCCCUUCCCCCGCCCCUGCGAGCAGAAGUCUUCCAAGUGGAGGCCAGCUCCACCGUCAUCAUUUCAUCUGACCUGUUCAGCGAGGAGAACGGCCAAAUCGAGUACUAUGGAGUCGUUGCUACCACUAAUGACUCACUGCUGAGGCCCACCCAGGACAUCAUGUCCAGCACGUGGUACGACCACUACUACGGGACGGAGGACUCCUACCUGGCUGUGCUCAUCCCCAACCCCUUCCACCCGAGCUCCUCCCAAUCCACUGAAACCUGGCGAGUGCCCGUGGGGACAGAGGAGUGCGGCCAGACCCGGGCGAUGUGCAAUGGGAAGCUGAAAGCCAACGAGCAGUACAGGUUCAGCAUCGCUGCCUUCACCAAGUACGACCCUGUCACCCCUGCAGUGACAUUCACCACAUUCUCGGCUGCUGGAGAUAGCAUGGACACAUCUCUGCUCCCAAUGCCUAUAAUAGCUGGAAUCGUCGUGGGAUUUCUCUUGACAUUGGCUGCUAUUUUUGCUUUGGUCUGUUGGAAGCAGCUCAGAGCGAGGAGGACACAGAAGAGCAGCCUUCCCCAGGAAAUGGUGACCUACAGCUUGAGAAAUGUCCACCGGCCGAUCCCCAUACAGAACUUCAAGCAGUACUAUGAGAUGAAGACAGCAAGUGGUAGCCAUGCUUUUUUCCAAGAGUUUGAGGAGCUGAAGGAGGUUGGGAAGGAGCAGCUGAAGGUGGGGGCUGAGCUACCAGCCAACGUCUCCAAGAACAGAUACCCACACGUGUUGCCCUACGAUCACUCUCGGGUCAGGUUGAGCCAACUGGGGGACGACCUGCACUCGGACUACAUCAAUGCCAACUUUGUGCCUGGCUAUACAUCCCCGCAGGAGUUCAUUGUCACCCAAGGGCCCCUGAAAAAAACCAUCGAGGACUUCUGGAGGCUGGUGUGGGAGCAGAACGUCUGCAACAUCAUCAUGCUGACGGUGUGCAUGGAGAACGGGCGGGUUCUCUGUGAUCACUACUGGCCGUCUGAAGCUGCUCCCAUCUCCUACGGGCAGCUCCGGGUUCACCUGCUGUCUCAGAGCAGUGCUGAGGAGUGGACCAUGCGUGAGUUCAAGCUGUGGCAUGAGGGCCUCCGGGCAGAACGGCACGUGUCCCACCUGCACUACACUGCAUGGCCUGACCACGGGAUCCCAGAGUCCACAACAUCCAUUCUGGCCUUCAGGGAACUGGUCCGGGAGCACAUCCAGAACGCCAAGGAUGCUGGGCCGACCCUGGUGCACUGCAGUGCUGGGGUGGGCCGCAGCGGCACCUUCAUCGCUCUGGACCGGCUGCUGCAGCAGAUGAAGCAGGAGAAGGUGGUGGACAUGUUUGGUGUGGUCUACACCCUGCGGAUGAACCGCUACCAGAUGAUCCAGACGUUGUCCCAGUAUAUUUUCCUGCACAGCUGUAUCCUGGACAAGAUCUUGGAGGAACCACUCCUGGGUUUAUCAGGGACAGAGACGUCCUGCCCCAUCCCACUGAAGAGCUUUGCACAGCACUACUCCCAGAACUCAGCCAAGUCCAACAUGGGCUUCCUGAGGGAGUAUGAGACCCUCCUGGAGGUUGCUAAGGAGGAAACCAGCUCAGCUCCACCGUCACUGGGCACCCAGCAAACACGGCCCUCAUCCAGCAUCCUGCCGUACGAUCGCUCCAGAGUGAAGUUUUCCCUGCUGGACCAAGGCCCUUUCUCGGGUCUGCAGGUGUGGCGUGUCCCAGGCUGCAGCUCCAGCAGAGACUACCUGGCUGUGCAGGGGCCUGACAAGCUGACCACGGAGGACUUCUGGACGCUGGUGUGGGAGCAGGACAUUCACACCAUCCUAACGCUGCUGCCGUGGCAGGAGAUGGGGGAGGUCCCACACGACGUGUGCUGGCCGCUGGAAGGAGAUUCUCUCUGCACAAAGCUGCUGACCAUCCAGUGCGGCACGGAGAAGCCUGCCUCGGGCUGGAGGUGCAUCCAGCUCAAAGUGAAGCACGAGAAGAAAGGAAAGGAGAGGCAGGUGCAGCAGUUCCUGUACAGGCUGUGGAGCAACAAGGAGCAGCCAAAUGUCGAGAGCCUGGUGGAGCUCCUCAGUGCUGUCAGGCGGUGCGUGCCCAGCAGGAAGAGAGCCAGCCCUCUCCUUCUGCACUGCAGUGGUGGUGAGAACCAGAUGGGGACCCUGAUCGCCCUGGAUUGCCUGCUGCACCAGCUGAAAACAGAGAGGACUGUGGAUGUCUAUGGGGUGACCCUCCAGCUGAUGAGAAGCUGCUGCCUCAUGACCCCCACGCUGGACCAGUACAUGUUCCUAUAUACCUGCAUCCAGGACAUCAUCACUCAGAAGCAGCCCUGAGGCCCCUUGGUGCUUCCCGGCAGCAUCCUGCCCUCUGAGUGGGAGCACUGAGUGGCUCCUGGCACAGCAGGAGCCCUGCAGCAAGAGGGAGACCCAACCUGGCACUGUCACCCCACUGUCAGCAUGGGGACACCCGGGCAGCCUCAGACAGCGCUCCUCUGCCUUGCUGGGGGUGGGAGGUGGGAUGCUCCCCCUCUGCUCACCUUCUGGGCUCAUUGGUGCCCGGGAUGCUGAGCCGGCUGCAGCGCUGGGUGGAGGGCGGGUGGCCCCAGCAUGGAGAGCGCAGAGCUCUGCAGCACUGCUGCGGGUGGAGCAGAGCGUGGCCUGGGCUGAUGGAUCAGCGUUGGGUACAGCCAAUAAACAGCCCUGGGAAAGAG
Messenger RNA from Meleagris gallopavo (turkey), 3402 nucleotides. NCBI's taxonomy places the organism in Eukaryota, Metazoa, Chordata, Aves, Galliformes, Phasianidae. The record is from RefSeq and is a predicted model, not a curated record.